Molecule: messenger RNA, 8089 nt
Organism: Salarias fasciatus (jewelled blenny)
Lineage: Eukaryota; Metazoa; Chordata; Actinopteri; Blenniiformes; Blenniidae
Product: protein sidekick-1-like
Exons: 46
Coding region: 131-6709 (2192 amino acids)
Biological process (GO): cell-cell adhesion
Molecular function (GO): protein binding
Source: RefSeq, a predicted model, not a curated record
CUUUCCGUCUCAUCUGGGGGAGCAAAGCGCGGAGGAGCGGCUCUGAUCUCAUUACCUCCUGCUCGGAGCGCAGGGCAGAGCGCACCGCAAGCGGACAGUGUUCGUGCCACUGCUCCCUUCUCCCUGCAGGAUGCAACCCGGAAUUAGCCGCAAGGGAUCCCCGGAGCGAGUGGACAGACCCGCAGGAGGGAGCCGGCAGAGGAGGAGGAUGAGGAUGAUGAUGAUGAUGAUGGAGAGCGGGGCGACACGCAGUGGGAGCCGCGGUCUGCCUCUCUUUUUCCUGCUGCUUCUCAGCAGCUGCUGCCACAUGUUGCACUGCCAAGAAGUGGCGCCCUACCUGCGAGGGGGUGGAGCGGGGCAGCAGGUGGUGUUGGAGGGGAACCGGCUGGUGCUGACCUGCCUGGCUGGAGGCAGCUGGCCCCUGCAGUACCGCUGGACUCUCAACAACAGCAACGUCACAGACUGGACGCCGCAGUACAGGUUAUUUUUGCCUUCUCUGAAGAGAACUGAUGCUGGCCAGUAUCAGUGUAUGGCGAGGAACAGGAUGGGAGCGGUGAUACACAGGAGGACGGAGGUGCAGGUGGCCUUUUUGGGGAAUUUCACAGGAGAGGAGCAGAGAAAAACGGUUACUCAGGGCCGAGCGGCCGUCAUCAUCCCGCCGUCUCUGGCAUCCUUUCCCCGUCCGGUGGUCACGUGGUACAAAGACGGGCAGAAAAUCAUCCCCAACAGUCGAAUAGCAAUCACUUUGGACAAUCAGCUGGUCGUCUUGGCAACCACGGCGACGGAUGCGGGCCGCUACCAGGUGGAGGCGGUGAACGAGAUGACGGGAGAGAACGUGACGAGUCCUGCCGUCUACCUGAGUGUCUCAGUCGGCAAGAAAAACCGUGGGUCAACAGAUCCGGAGUCAGAGCAAGUAGCUCCAGCAAUCGUGAUUGGACCCAAAGACACAACAGUGGUGACAGGGAGCGAGGCCACACUGGAGUGCAUUGCAAAUGCCAGACCGGUGGACGGCCUGGUGGUGUCGUGGAAACGUGAUGGGCGUCGGCUGGCCAGUGGGCGUCGGCUCGUCAUUACCACCCCAUCCUCCUCGGACUCCGGGUUGUAUGUUUGUGAAGCGUCGCUUAGCAACAGCACCGCCAAAUCAGUGGAGGCGAGGGCGCACCUCACUGUCAUAGAACCACCCACUCUGACUGCGCAGCCCAAAAGGAAGAUCUCAGCCGACCUCGACAGGAAUGUGGAUAUCCCCUGUCUGGCUACAGGGGUCCCUCAGCCGAGGAUAGAGUGGUACAAGGAUGCCGUGCCCAUUUCCAAACUGGCUAACCCUCGCUACAAGGUCAACGCGGCAGCUGGGCUGACUGUGCGCCGGGUGCAGCCGGGGGAUGGAGGAAUAUUCCAGUGUUUCGCUCGCAACGCCGCAGGAGAGGCCCAGGCGCACGCACAGCUGCUCGUCUCCAGUGUGGCCCCCACGUUUACAUCUCCCCCGUCUGACCAAACGGUGACUGAUGGCAACACAGCCGUGUUUACCUGCCAGACGAGCGGCGCUCCGAAGCCCGCCAUCACCUGGAGGAAAGGAUCGCAGGUCUUAGCCAGCGGCUCCGUCCAGGUUCCCAGGUUCACACUGCUGCAGUCUGGCGGUCUGCAGAUUCAGCCCGUCAGCUCCCAGGAUUCGGGAGAGUACACCUGCAUCGCCUCCAACUCGGAGGGAACCAUCAACUCCACCGCCACGCUCACCGUCUGGAACCGAACAGUGAUUUCUGUUCCACCGACAGACCAGCGUGUUAUCAAAGGAACCACCGCUGUUCUGGACUGUAACGCCACCAACGACCCCAGGAUCGAUAUCAGGUUCAUGUGGGACCGAGGCGGCGUGCCGGUGCUUCCCACCAGCGGAGGCCGCAUCUCCCUGCGAGAGGGAUCCCUCACCAUCGGCCAGACGUGGUCCGGGGACAUCGGGGACUACACCUGUACCGUGACGUCGAAAGCUGGCAACGAUUCCCGCUCCGCACGUCUGGAAGUCAUUGAGUUGCCACACUCUCCUCGCUCCCUGACGGCUCGCCUCAACGACUCCGACUCCCGCUCCGUCCUGCUGUCCUGGCUGCGCCCCUUCGAUGGGAACUCCCCGCUUCUCCACUACCUGCUGGAGCUCUCUGAGAACAACUCUCCAUGGAAGGUCUACCUAUCAGAGGUCGAUCCCGCGGUGACCGAGGUAUCGGUGGGCGGGCUCACGCCUGCCAGAACCUACCAGUUCAGACUCUGCGCCGUCAAUCAAGUGGGCAGGGGUCAGUACAGUGCCGAGACGCAGAGGUUGAUGCUGAGGGAGGAGGCGCCCAGUGCUCCUCCAAAGAAUAUUGUAGCCAGCGGGCGAACGAACCAGUCCAUCAUGGUGCAGUGGCAGCCUCCACCAGAGCCCCAGCUGAAUGGAGUCCUUCGGGGAUACGUGCUCAGGUACCGUCUGGCAGGGCUGCCAGGGGACUACCAGGAAAAGAAUAUCAGCAGCCCAGAGACCAACUACUGUCUGCUGAAAGAUCUGAUCAUCUGGACGCAGUACCAGAUCCAGGUGGCUGCCUACACGGGGGCAGGCCUGGGUGUCUACAGCAGUCCUGUUACUGAGUACACACUGCAGGGAGUUCCCACGGCUCCUCCACAGGAAGUGCAAAUUGUAGCUCUCAACUCGACCACGAUCCGCUUCACGUGGAACCCUCCACCUCAGCAGUUCAUUAACGGCAUCAACCAGGGAUACAAGCUGCUGGUCUGGCCUGAGCAGUCUCCAGAAGAUGUUAUUGUGGUCACCAUCACCCCGGAGUAUCCCGGCUCACGCCACACCGGCCUGGUCAGCGGGCUCAAGAAAUUCACCUGGUACUUUGGCUCCGCCCUCUGCUUCACGACCCCCGGAGACGGCCCCCGCAGCCCCCCCACCUUGCUGCAGACGCACGAGGACACACCUGGACCUGUCCGCCACCUGAGCUUCACUGAAAUCCUGGACACGUCUGUCAGAGUCAGCUGGGCAGAGCCUGAAGACAAGAACGGCAUCAUCAUCGGCUACGCACUGUGGUGGGAAGUGUCCGGCAUGGAGUCCAGUCGUGAGGAACGUUCCCUGUCCAACUCCACCCUGCAGUACCAGCUGACCGGCCUCACCUCCACCACCGCGUACACACUACAGGUGGCCGCGCUCACCGCCGCGGGGCGGGGCGUCGCCACAUCCUCCACCAUCUCCACGGGAGUCCCUCCAGAACUUCCCGGUGCUCCUUCUAAUUUAGUCAUCUCCAACAUCAGCCCUCGGACUGCAACACUGAGGUUUCGCCCCGGUCCCGAUGGCAAGACCGCCAUAUCGCGGUGGAUAGUGGAAGGACAGGUGGUGAAGGAGGACACAAAGGUGGGGCCGUGGAGGACUGUCUUCCAAAAGGACAAUGAACCGAAAGCAGACACGCUGGAAAUCCCCGACCUCUCCCCGUUCACGAAGUACAGGUUCAGGAUCCAGCAGGUGAACAUCGUCGGUGCCAGCCCCAUGAGCGCCCCCUCUCGGCUGAUUCAAACCUUGCAGGCUGCACCCGACAAACACCCUUCCAACCUCAGCCUCCUGUCUGCCACGCAGACCAGCCUGCGUUUAAGCUGGAAGCCUCUGUCGGAGUCUGAGUAUAACAGCAGCCCGGAGACAGUGGGCUACAGACUGCGUGUUUGGAGGACGGACGGCCAGGGGGAGGACAGGACUGAGGAUGUGCAGGGAACAGGAGGCACCGCGGAGGCCGUAGUUGAGGGUCUGAAUCCCUGGACCCAAUACCAGGUUCAGAUACAAGUCUUCAACUCGAUCGGGGCAGGACCGUGGAGCGACACCAUCGCGGCACGCACCACCGAGUCUGUUCCAUCGGGAUCUCCGAUGAACGUGACUGCUGAGGCAGUGAGCUCCUCCAAGAUCCUGCUCUCGUGGUCCGCCGUUCCCCAGGCGCAAAGAAACGGCGUCAUUCUGGGAUACAAGGUGUUGUACAGCCAGAAAGACUCAGAAGGUCCCCCCAGUGUUCAGGUGGCAGAAGGCGAGGGGAGCGUGUCGCUGCUCCUCGGGGUCCUCCAAAAAUACACCGUGUACGUGCUGCAGGUGCUGGCGUACACGCGGCUGGGCGACGGCCCCCCCAGCAACCCCAUCCUGCUCAGAACCAAAGAAGAUGUCCCAGGCCCCGUUGUCAGGAUGGUGUUUCCAGAAGUACGACUGUCAUCAGUUAGGGUGGUUUGGCAGCCGCCCACGUUUCCCAACGGCAUCAUAUUAGGCUACCAGAUCUCCUACCGCCUCGACAGCAGGGACCCUCAGCGUUGGACCACGGUGGAGGUGGGCUCCAACGCUCGCCAGUUCACCGUCACAGGACUCUCCUCGGAGCAGAGCUACGUGUUCCGACUCACCGCCCGCACCGCCGUGGGCUGGGGGGAGGAGCAAGAAGCCCUGGUUGUUACCACCGAACGGAGAGAGCGUCCCCAGCCGCCCAGGAAGUUGUCCGUUCCUCAGGACGAGGUCGAAUCCCGCCGCCUUCGCUUGCACUGGGUGACCGGCAGCUCGGGCUCCUCGCCCCUCAGAUACUUCACACUGCAGGUCAAGGAGCUGCCGAGCGGGGACUGGAGCAUACACAGCGCAGACAUCCCACACAAUGUGACCUCCUGGACUGCUGACAGGCUAAAGCCCUUCACAUCCUACAAGUUUCGGAUGUUGGCCACCAACGACGUAGGAGACAGUGUCCUCAGCAAAGAGACGGAGGCGGCUACAACUCUGCAAGAUGUGCCAGACGAGCCUCCAGUGAUUCUGACUGUAAAGCCGACAACAACUACCUCAGUGCUGGUGCAGUGGAAGCGUCCCAGCGAUGAAAGCAUAAACGGGGUUCUGACCGGCUACAGGCUGUAUUACAAAGAGCUCCACGCCAACGCUUCGGCCAAAUCAGAAGUCCAGACAACCAAAAGCAACACCACAAGUGCCCUCAUUACAAGCAAGAGCACCUUCAAGACAGUCAGCAGUGCCUCGCUCACAGAGUUCGAGCUGACACAGCUGAAGAAAUUCAAACGCUACCAGAUUGUCAUGACAAGCUACAACAUCGUCGGAGAGAGCCCGCCCUCCGCGCCCGUGGAAGUGUCGGUCGGUGAAGCAGCUCCAUCCGUGGCCCCUCAGUCUAUCAGAGUGUCGUCCGUGUCCCCCUCCUCCCUGGAAGUGACCUGGGACACACCACCCCUCGAGACCCAGAAUGGACUCAUCCAAGGAUACAAGAUCCACUACUGGGAGCGAGACAAGCAGAACCAGACUGAGAAGGUGAAGGUGAUCUUUGUCCCGGACACCCGGGUGGUCCUCGUGAACCUGACCAGCUACACGUCUUACCUGGUCACCCUGACCGCCUUCAACAUGGCCGGGGACGGGCCGCCCAGCGACCCGCGCGGCGCUCGCACCCAGCAGUCAGCUCCCAGCCAGCCGGGCUUCCUGUCCUUCUCCGAGGUGACGGGAGCGAGCGUCAACGUGUCCUGGGGAGCGCCGCUGACUCCUAACGGACAGCUGGAAGGCUACCGAGUCACCUACCAGCCGACCGCUCCCGUCCAAGGGGUGAGCAAAGUGGUGACGGUGGAUGUGAAAGGCAGCUGGCAGCGCUGGCUGAAAGUUCGAGACCUGAUCAAAGGAGCGACGUACGCCUUCAGUGUUCAGGCUCUCACAGUCGGCUAUGGGCCUCCGAUCCAGGCGAACAUCACUGCUCAGCCUGUGAAAGGCUCUCCUGGCUCGCCCAUGGAGAUGUCCAUCUCCAAGACGUCCUCCGCCCUCAACAUCCACUGGUCAGAGGGAGACGUCGGAGCGGCCCCUGUGACCGGCUACGUGAUCGAGGCUCGUCCCUCAGAUGAGGGAGUGUGGGACUCGUUCAUCCGGGUCCUCCCUCCCAGCAGCAGGUCCGUGUCGGUGCCGCUGGAGCGCCUCAGGUCGGGGAUCAGCUACGAGUUCAGAGUCAUCGCGGUUAAUCGCUUCGGAUACGGCCAGCCGAGUACGCCCUCUGCCGCUCUGGCCGCGCUGACCGACCGUCCGUUCUACGAGGAGUGGUGGUUCCUGCUGGUGAUGGCUCUGGUGGGACUCAUCCUCAUCCUGGUCCUGGUCUUCACUCUGCUCCUGCAUGGACACAGCAGCAAGUACAAGGCCUGCGGCACAGGGAAGCACAUGUCCACGGCGGAGGAAUCGGUGACGCUGGACAACGGAGGCUUCACGGCUCUGGAGCUCAACAGCAGGACGCUCAACACCAAGAACUCCUUCCUGAAGAAGAACGGGACCAGGUCUCCUCCCAGGCCGAGCCCGGGAGUCCUGCACUACUCCGACGAGGACAUCUGCAACAACUACAAUGGAGCCGUGCUCACUGAGAGCACCACGCUGACGGAGAAACCCACUGAGGUCUCUGACUCUGAGUUGACGGACAGCGACUACGAGGACGAGCAGCCGAAGCACUCCUUCGUCAACCACUACAUGAGCGACCCCACCUACUACAACUCCUGGAAGCGGCAGCCCAAAGGCCUCAAGGGCGUCGGCGCCAACUUCGGCUACGAGGAGUGCGCCACCGCCGACACCGAGCCGUACUACCAGACCGUGGUCACCCAGCACAGCACAGGCGGCGCCUACACGCCCACGGGGCAGCCGGCGCACACGCACGUCAACCCCAACACCAACCCACCGGGGUCACGCACCCCCGUGACGGGGUUCUCCUCCUUCGUCUGACUCUAGAGACCAAAUCUGCACAAAGUUAUACACACACAUACACACACACACUCAAACAUAAGGAAAAGAAGCAGGGCGGGGGUGGGGGCGGCGGUGUGUGUUCGGAAGACGGAGCAGAGGAGGAGAGAGAGGACGAGACGAGGAGAUGAAAAAAAAAAAAACUUUAAUGCCCCAAAGAACUCAACUCACACUUGUCACUCGCCUUCUCCCCCCUCGUUCACGAAGACCCCCGCGCCGACAAGCGUGUGUGUGUGUGUCGCUCUUGUACGCUGUUACGCCUCUGUGUCACUGUGCUCGCACACGGUUUUCAUCCUACACACACACACACACACUGACAGCAGCAUACUACCAGAUAAUCACACGUAUUCCAGAGACUCUCCGACGAGAGCGCAGAGUCAGUUCGACGUGGAGCUGCUGGACCCUGGAAUCUCUGCACAAAGCUUGUCCUCUCCUCUCUCCAUUUUACACACAAGUGCACAAUUACACACAUAUACACACACACACACACACACACAGUCUGUGAUGCACCAUUUCUGUGUCUCACACUGGGAGAAAGGAACUUCAAGGUUGAGGAGAGUUAUGAAAAAGCGGCCUCUGUUGACAGACUGGUUCGCGUACACAGAUGUGGAGCCGUCAGCUCUCAAAGACCGCCGCACAGAGGAGCGGGAAAAAAAUAAUCAAUAAUCACAGUUUUUCAACUGGAAGAGGAUGGAGGGAGAGCGUGGGCGGGGCUUCUUCAGCACUUAUGGCAUUCUCAGCAAGUUUUGUCUGGUUUCUGAGACCCACGUGGGGGGGGGAAAAAAAUAAUCAGAAAACUGUGUUUUUUUUACCGUCUACUGCCUGUUUGUCAGUCCUCCUCAUCCCGCAGCCUCCCCAAGCCAUACUGCUUGCACUGAGCCAAAAUCCCCACGCAUUUCAUCUUUUAAGUUUGUAUUCUGUUUUAUUUCUUUUUGUUUUGCGAGCGAGAGUGACGUGUGUGCACACAAUCACAGGUUUGGAGCCUGUUCAUCCGUCUCUGUAGGUCACCGCUAAGCAAAGUGUGCCAUGGUGUGUUUGUAUUUUCCAGAUGGAUUUUGUACAGGGAAACCCUUUUUACUUGUGUGCUGUCGUAUGUAGUUCGGCCAUGUUUGUGUGAUGGACUGGCGACGAGCGUCAGGAGGAGGGCGUCGUUCGGCGAGGAGCUUCAGAGCGGCGUCGGGGUCACACGGAAGGAUCAGACUGAGUGUGAUUGAACUUUGAAUCACGAAGCCCCGCCGGCCGAGCUCACACACUCCUUUUGGAGUGCAAACAAAAAAAAAAAAAAAAUCACCUGUAAGUUUUUUGCUCAUUUCUAAUUUAAGGCUUCCUCACGCACCCGGCCGGCCCGCAGCUGCCCUCGCC